Molecule: messenger RNA, 1325 nt
Organism: Schistocerca piceifrons (Central American locust)
Lineage: Eukaryota; Metazoa; Arthropoda; Insecta; Orthoptera; Acrididae
Gene: wal
Product: electron transfer flavoprotein subunit alpha, mitochondrial
Exons: 6
Coding region: 123-1121 (332 amino acids)
Cellular component (GO): mitochondrion
Molecular function (GO): flavin adenine dinucleotide binding; electron transfer activity
Source: RefSeq, a predicted model, not a curated record
CGUUAAGUUGCCUCGUGUUUUGCUACUAGUGGAGCAAUUGCCCUUUGACUCCAUCUAUGGACCAGGCGAAAAUCUGGGGUCGAAGUCUGUGUGUGUGAUGUGGAGUCUAAGUUCGGACUAAAAUGUUCGCAUCUAACAGCAGGGGACUAGCAUUGCAGCUUUCUAAUCAUCUGAAGAGGCUACAGAGCACUUUGGUGCUAGCUGAGCACAACAAUGAAAAGUUGAUACCAAUAACACAGAAUGCCAUAAGUGCAGCAAAAAAGAUUGGUGGAGAUAUUUCAGUUCUUGUAGCUGGAACAAAAUGUGCCCCGGUUGCUGCACAGCUUUCAAAAGCAUCAGGGGUGUCGAAGAUUCUCCUUGCAGAAAAUGAUGCUUUUCUGGGAUUCACCCCAGAAACUCUGACUCCACUUGUGUUGGCAACACAGAAGCAGUUCAACUUUUCACAUAUUGUAGCUGGUGCUAGUGCUUUUGGCAAGUCUGUCCUUCCUCGCAUUGCAGCAAAGCUUAAUGUGUCGCCUAUUACAGAUAUCAUUGAUGUGAAGGCACCUGACACUUUCGUAAGGACAAUAUAUGCAGGAAAUGCUAUCCUCACAUUGAAGUCAAAGGAUCCUGUUAAAGUCGUCACAAUUAGGGGGACGAAUUUUGAACCAGCACCUCUUGAGGGUGGCAGUGCUUCUACUGAACAAGCUGCUGCAGGAGACUACAAAACUGACCUAGUACAGUUCGUUGGACAAGAAUUAAGCAAGAGUGACAGGCCAGAACUCACUAGUGCCAAGGUGGUUGUAAGUGGCGGCCGAGGUAUGAAGUCUGGAGACAACUUCAAGCUUCUGUAUGAUCUUGCUGACAAGCUCAAUGCAGCAGUAGGUGCAUCUCGAGCUGCUGUUGAUGCAGGAUUUGUUCCAAAUGAUCUACAAGUUGGUCAAACAGGAAAAAUUGUAGCACCAGAGCUGUACAUAGCAGUGGGUAUAUCGGGUGCCAUCCAGCAUUUAGCAGGUAUGAAGGAUUCAAAAACAAUCGUCGCUAUAAAUAAGGAUCCGGAAGCUCCAAUAUUCCAAGUGGCUGAUUACGGAUUAGUUGCUGACCUCUUUAAAGUUGUACCUGAACUUACUUCUAAACUUUGAGUUUGUAUUUUUUAUAUUUAAGUAAGUUUAUUUUUAUAAUCUGAAGCCAAAUCACAAUAUUUCACAUUUUUAUACGUCGUCAUUAUGUUAUUUCAUAAACAAUGCCUCUUAAGACAUUGUGGUCCUAAGUAUUUUUUUUGUUAUGAGGAAAUGAAUGUACCACAAAAUUUAAUAAAUAUCUGCCAUGCAUUGCUGGUUCUGUUA